This is a messenger RNA of Rhododendron vialii, 1767 nucleotides long. Its product is annotated as transcription activator GLK1-like. NCBI's taxonomy places the organism in Eukaryota, Viridiplantae, Streptophyta, Magnoliopsida, Ericales, Ericaceae. The transcript is spliced from 6 exons. Gene Ontology annotation, molecular function: DNA-binding transcription factor activity; transcription cis-regulatory region binding. The record is from RefSeq and is a predicted model, not a curated record. Bases 225 to 1562 code for a protein of 445 amino acids. Gene Ontology annotation, cellular component: nucleus. Gene Ontology annotation, biological process: positive regulation of DNA-templated transcription.
ACAAAAUCUAGAGAGACCUUGCGGUGGAGAACCAACUUUCUCCACACUCCCCACUUGGCCGCUUCCACUUCCAAAAAUCCAACCCACCCUUAAUAAUAGCACUCCCCCUCCCACAAAAUUGUUCAGAAGUAUAGAACGAAUAACCGAACUAAAAUUAACGGUUGAUCAGAACUAUCAGCAGACCACUGAGCCGCGGAGCCGGACGGAAUCGGGUGGACUUUGGAAUGCUUGCCUUGUCUCCUUUGACGAACGCCAAGGAUGAGAGGGAGAGCUUCUCGAUCAACGAAUUCUCGGAGUUCUCCGACGGGAAUUUCCUCGACAGCAUCGAUUUCGAUGAUCUUUUCAGCGGGGUUAACGACGGGGAUGUGUUGCCUGAUCUGGAGAUGGACUCGGAGAUCCUGGCCGAGUUUUCAACAUCGGCGAGCGGGGGCGAGGAAUCGGAGAUGAACGCGACGUCGUCGUUUGCGUCGGGCGAGAGAGCGGAGGAUAAUUCUUUGUCGGGGAAGGAGGAAGUGACGGAAGGUUCUGGGUUGAUUAGUCAUGGACCGGCGGAGGAGAUAGUGAGCAAGAGAGAGGACGAGUCCGUUGGUGGUGCAAAACCGUUGCGAAAGGAAGCUGAAAAAGGAAGGAAAUCAUCUAAGAAUUCUCAAGGGAAAAGGAAAGUUAAGGUGGACUGGACGGCAGAGCUGCACAGGAGAUUUGUGCAAGCAGUGGAGCAGUUAGGAGUGGACAAGGCAGUCCCAUCAAGAAUUUUAGAGCUUAUGGGAAUUGAUUGCCUCACUCGCCAUAACAUUGCCAGCCAUCUCCAAAAAUAUCGAUCUCAUAGGAAGCAUUUGCUAGCUCGAGAAGCCGAGGCAGCAACUUGGAGCCAAAGACGGCAAAUGUACGGUAGUGCCGCCGCCCCUGCCAGAGGUGGAAGUAAGAACAUAAGACCUUGGGUAGCACCUACCAUGGGGUUCCCUCCACCCAUGCCACCAUUACAACAGCACUUCAGACCGUUACACGUAUGGGGUCAUCCGUCCAUGGACCAAUCUCUAAUGCACAUGUGGCCCAAACAUCUAGUCCCUGCCGGAUCUCCGCUGCCACCGCCAGCCGCAGUAGCGUGGGCUCCAGGCCCGCAUCCUCCUCCUCCUCGGCCACCGCCAGACCCUUCAUUUUGGCUCCCGCACCAUCUAAGGGUGUCCAAUUCUCACACCCCAGGAAUGCCUUGCUUUCCACCACCACCACUGGCAACAGCGAGAUUUCCCGUGCUACAGGUCACAGGAAUUCCACCACCCCAUGCCAUGUUCAGAGUAGACCCUACCAGACAAACUGGUCCCCAGCCAGCUCCAUUGGACUUGCUCCCGUCUAAAGAGAGCAUUGAUGCAGCCAUAGGAGAUGUGAUGUCAAAGCCAUGGCUGCCACUUCCAAUUGGCCUAAAACCUCCAUCUACUGACAGUGUCAUGGUGGAAUUGCAACGCCAGGGAAUUCCCAAAAUACCCCCCACUUGCAGUUCAAAAGCUAAUACUCAACAAUCAUCACAAUCCAUGCAUGGUGGUGAUUUGGGGAAUUUCAAGCCGUAAAAAAACUAAAUUCGACGACAUUUCAUGCAUUUUUAGAUGUAACCAUCUAAAUCUGCAAAUUUUCCUCUCUUCCUUUUGAGCGUUCCUUUUUUUUUAUUUUUUAUGUAAGUGUAGAAGAGAAUUGACUAUGGACCUAAUAAUUUUUUUGUAAUAGCUGUACUUACAAUCUAAAUAUAAGAGCAUAUAUCUUGCUUUUGUGCUUUUA